GAAUCCUGGGUUACAAAAACAGUUUGACUCAGCUGCAAAACUUGUUUUUGUUCCCCCCCGACGUCCAAAGGUUAUCCAGUUAUCAACGCAAACGGAGCGAGAGGUCACGGGUCGAAUGAAUUAUUCCUCAGAAACUGUAGCUAGUCGUCGGAAUUAGCUCGUCACAUUUUUUUUUUCGUGUUAAAUCAAGUAAUGAACUGAGCUAACAUUUGACAGUCGAUCUGCGACAGGAGAGCAGUAGAGGGCCUUGUCGACCAGUUUCUGUUGGAUCGUGCAGUCGAAUAAUUAAUUUAUAAGAUCGCCGGGAGCUAUAUAGCUUUAAUUACUUCAGUUUUUUUUUUACUGUGGUGUUAACGUGAUUCUAAACAUACCAGUCGCUAGGAAGAAGAGACUGGCGCCAUAAACUGAUGGUGCAUAAAUCUUCACCUGCCUUCCAGCUGCUCGAACAGACGGUGUCAUUGUUGUAAGCGUCAUGAAAGCCUUGCUACAAUUGCUGGACCCCGGUGAGAGGCAGGAAAAUAAUAAAAAAAUUGGCGUAAUUUAAAUGUGUGUGUGUGUGUGCCGGUAUUUGCAUAUCGCUAUUUGUGCCAAUCAGUGCGAGAGUUGUAUAUCAGUCUGAGGAAGACCUGCCUCAGAGUAGAACAUUGCAGGUGAUCCAAUGUUAUUCCAGGCGACUGCAAGUGAUGAUACAGUGAUAAUAUAAGAACAAGACAUUAAGUAGGUUAGUGCGAUGCGCGCAGCAGCCAUGUCAACGUUUCUGUACACGCUUUUAGGGCUAUCGGUGGGAGCCUCAUUGCAUUGCUCCGUUCGCCGGGAAAUCUCACCCUGUACGUGCCGCGUCCAGGAACCGAAUUCCAACACCAUCUUGGUUGCGUGUGAGCGGAUGAUCUCCUUUACUCAGGUAGUGGAAGCUCUGAAAGAUAAGUUCGCUCCUGAUGUCGAAAUUUCGCUUAGGAUCGCGUACUCGAGGAUGGACGACUUCUUUAAUCACACUUUCCAGGAGCUGGGCCUAGCUGUCACCGACCUGAAGUUAAACCACGAUAAUCUCAGCUCUUUGCCAGAGUCUGUAUUUGCUGGACUUGGACGCACAGAAUAUCUGAGCCUGGCUGAUAACUCUCUUCCUGAAGUUCCAAAUCAUAUUCUGCAACAGAUGCCUGUACUGAAGACACUUGACAUUGGUCGUAGUAGGCUCCAAGCAAUCACAGACAAGGACUUCCAGAACAUGACAGAUUUACAACAUCUAGUGCUUGCAGGAAAUAAUAUUUCUCAACUAGAUCAAUCUUCCAUGCCACACACAUUAAGACAUCUUCAUCUUGGCCGUAACAAGCUGAUGCACUUGAAUGACACACUCAGGGGCCUGACUGAGCUAGAAUGGUUGUUUCUAAAUGGUAACCAGCUGACUACCCUUGAUGAACAACUUCCCCGAGAAGGAAACAAAUUGGCUCUGCUCCAUGCUGGUAGCAACCAACUGCAGAAAUUACCACAAGAACUACAGAACUUCAUCCUUCUUGAGUCUCUCUUCUUCCAGCACAAUGAACUGCUCAAUUUGGGAGGAACUGUGCAGAGGGCAAGGAACCUGAAAAGACUUCACCUUUGUCAUAAUAAGAUCCAGGAGUUGUUAUCAGAUGAAUUUACCGAAUUAGAUUCCUUAGAAGAUCUUCAACUUGGACACAACCAGUUAAUAUCACUCAAUGGAUCUCUUGCUCCACUGCGCUCUCUCCGCUGUCUGAAUCUCACCAAUAAUCUUCUUCAGGAGUUCUCCUUACAAGAUAUUCAAGGCUUAAAGAGACUUAGGAUAAUUGAUCUCUCGUACAACAAGAUUUCUCAUCUUAGUGGACGAAUGGAGAACUUGGUGGAACCUGAAACCAGGAUUGUAGAGUUACGUCUGGACCAUAACCUGCUGCGGACUUUAGAUGGAGCUUUGAUGGGUGUUCACGGUCUUCAGAAGCUGAACCUAAGCAACAAUCUUCUGGAAAAAAUUGCUCCCGAUGAUUUGAUUGGUUUAGAGGACCUUCGCAUUCUUGAUGUGUCCUUCAAUCGCCUGACAACACUGGAAGAAACUUCAAAGACAUUUUUACCAUCCUUGGAGCAGCUGUAUGCAUCUCACAAUGCUCUGACAGCACUGAAACAAGAUUUCCAUGGAUUACCCACUCUCUGCAGGGCUGAUCUGUCACAUAACCAGAUCCAAUCUAUAGGGCGUGACCUUGCAUCCAAGACACACUGCCGGAUGCACAGACUGCUGGGUGUGCUGCGAGUCUACCUGACAGGAAAUCCAGUGCAGUGUGAUGCUCAGCUUGUUGAAACGAUUGCUGUAAUGGAAGCCAACUAUACCAAGUUGCAUGGACUAGGACACUGCCUGUCUGUGAACCAAACAGCAUCAACAGCUCCUUCUGCCUAGACAGUAGUAGUGACUUGCUGCUCACAGCAAAUAACUGCCUGCCAACCAGCUGAAUACAAACUGAAUGACUUACAACUCCCAAUAAAUGGGCUGUUGAGUUAAUGUUUACAUAAUUAAACAAAUAACACUUUUCAUUUCUGGACAUGACUGUACACACUUCUUAUUCUUUCAUUAUCAGUUGAUAUAAAACAUUGGCAACAUGUGACAUUGAUACAGCAUGAAAGAUACAAAAAUUGUACGACACAGUAAGAUAUCUUAAUGGAUAUAACCAUUUUGUUUGUUUAUGAAUCAGAAAAGAAAAGACAUAGUAUUCACCAGCAAAAUAUAUCUCUCUUUAUAGAACAUGUUGCUAAGUGAAGCAUCUCUACAGUUUGAAUAGCUUUGUCACUGGUAUAGAGUGAAAAUAUAUAUUAAAAUUCAUCAUUGCAGGUUAGUUUAAAGCCAAGCUUCUUGUAUAAUAAUAUGGCAAACAAUAUGUUGUUGGUUAUUUCUAACGUGUUAUUUGAGAAUGUUUUAGAGCAAGAAUAAUUACGAACAUCUGAAUUUUAUAAAACUCAUACUGUAUAGUGAGAUUUCAAACAGUCUGCUAACUGCUAAUAUAUUUUUAAAAAAUACUGUAA
Molecule: messenger RNA, 3018 nt
Organism: Zootermopsis nevadensis
Lineage: Eukaryota; Metazoa; Arthropoda; Insecta; Blattodea; Termopsidae
Gene: ltl
Product: leucine-rich repeat-containing larval translucida
Molecular function (GO): protein binding
Source: RefSeq, a predicted model, not a curated record